AUGAUGAAGACGAUGACAGAUAUAUCAAUUGUGUAUAUGAAUAUCUAUUAUCAUAACUCAAAGUAUCUUGAGCUCAAAACCGAUCGUUCUAAGUUUAAAAAAGUUCGAUACACAAACGCCGAUUAUUUAAAAUACAAAACUUUUGAAGGAGCUACAAUACUUUCUAAUGGGUGUUUCAGUUUUGAAUUUCUAUCUUCAACUCAGCAAAUAUUUGACAUGCACAAUAUACUCUCAUUUGGUACACAAUGUUUUUAUAAGAACACUUCCCUUCAAGAAAUUUAUUUAGACAAACGCCUUACGAUACUUCCAUUUAAAUGUUUUAGUGAAUGUAAGAACCUUAAAGAGAUCGACCUUUUCUACGUGACAAAUAUUGGUGAUAAAUGCUUUGAAGAGUGUUCAAAAUUGUCUUCCAUCACUCUUGCAAAAUCAUUAGAUUACAUCGGAUCAAAUGCAUUUUUCCAUUGUCACAACAUCAAAAAUGUCACGACAAAUGGGUUAAAAAAAUUGAACACUUUGAUCAACUUUUCGAGUUAUGAAGCUUUUAAAAGUCUGAAUCCCUCCAUUUCAUUGUCGUUUGAUGACAUUCACCGCUGGAAUAAUUCACGAAACGCUUUGUUUGAGUAUCCAAUUUCACAGAUAGAAAGCCAAGCGUUUUUUUAA
This is a messenger RNA of Entamoeba invadens IP1, 660 nucleotides long. RefSeq lists its product as hypothetical. NCBI's taxonomy places the organism in Eukaryota, Evosea, Mastigamoebida, Endamoebidae. The record is from RefSeq and is a predicted model, not a curated record. The coding region runs from base 1 to 660 and encodes 219 amino acids. The transcript has a single exon.